AAAAGUACUACGAACAGGCUAUUCUUCUCCUUAAUACAUGGGUUUUGGGGGGGCACAAGGUAGGAGUAUGACUCUGACUUUAUGCACCAUAUGGCCUUCAAUCCUUUGUUCUCUUUUGGGACUCAGGAUAUUCAGCUUUGGCCAAACCUGGGUCGUGAAAAAAAAGCUCUAUCAUUUAGUUUAAUCAGCCACUGAACACUCUCGCUGCUUUUUUGAUCUUUAGAUGAGGGUCGGGAGCGUUGGAUUUUUCUGGGAAUGUUGAAGACUCAGCAUGCUCCUUGUAGCACGCUUGUAGGUACUGCAGGGUGAAACAGUAGGAUUCUCCCACUCAUUCUGCCUCCUCUCCAAUGGCUUUCAUGAGUGUCACCUGGAUGGAGGUAACGCAGAUUGACUUCUGUCCGGACUCCCCCAGCCUUACGGCCACACCACCCACUGAUAUAAAGAUGUGCUGGGAUGGUGAGGGAGAUUAGAUGUCCAUUAAGGUCUUUUCCCCCAAAAUUUAAAGGUAAAAUAGCUAUGCCUCCAGUUUGGCUAUGUUGGUCUAAAAUGUGAAAUUCUAUCUAAAUUCACAUUAAAUUCUCACUUUAGUGAACAAUCUUGUAAAUAUUUUUUCUUAAAUAUAUAUUUGCUAUAUGUCUAUGAUUUCCCUAAUGAGUAGAUGUUACAGUUAAGACCUCACAGGGUUAACUAUCAGCAAGGUAAAGUUCACAAUGACCAAUUCCCCGCACCCUGUGAGCUAAAGAACAGAUGAGUUUCAGUUUCAUUUCUCUUUGCUGUUUUCCAGGAUGGCGUCCACUGAUCUGAGAGAAGAGUUAAACUGCUCCGUCUGUCUGAGUAUUUACACGGAUCCGGUAAUGCUGAGCUGCGGACAUAAUUUCUGCCGGGUCUGUAUUGGGAAUGUGCUGGAUACACAGGAGGGAGCUGGAGUUUAUACCUGUCCUGAUUGCAGAGCAGAGUUUCAGGAACGUCCUGUUCUGCAAAGGAACCUGAAGCUGUGUAACAUUGCAGAGUGUUACCUUUCAGCACAGCCAGAAAAAGAAGAUUCUGGGAUAUUCUGUACUUACUGCGUUCACACUCCUGUACCUGCAGCUAAGACAUGUCUGCACUGUGAGGCUUCCCUGUGUGACGUCCACCUGAGUGUACAUAGCAAGUCUGCAGAACAUGUCUUAACUGAUCCCAUUUCUUCCCUGGAGAACAGAAAAUGCUCCGUCCACAAGGAGCCUCUGAAAUAUUACUGCUCUCAGGAUACUACCUGUGUCUGUACAUCAUGUAUGAUUCUAGGGGAACACAAGGGACAUCAAGUUUGUACCCUGAGUGAGGCAUCUGGGAAGGAGAAGGAGAAAAUGAGAAAUGUUUUGGAGAAACUGACCCUAAAGCUGGAGGAAACUAAGAUAAACCUUCAGAACCUGCAGGAGCGCAAGAGCGAAGUACAAGAUAAAGUUGCCGGGGUAACUGAGAGAGUCUCUGCUUUUUUUCGUGAUAUCAGGAAACAGCUGGAAUCCCUAGAGAAUCGAAUCCAGAGUGAGAUCUCACGGCAGGAAGAGCAGAUCUCACUCGGAGUCUCGGAUUUAAUACAGCGACUGGAAAUAAAGAAGGAGGAUCUUACGAGGAAAAUGGGUCACAUUGAGGAGCUGUGUAACAUGACAGACCCACUAACUGUCUUACAAGGAUGGCAAGCAGACAGCGCUGACUUUAAUGAUACGGAGGAUGAUGAGGAGGCAGACGGAGAUAAUGACACACAAGCAGACAGCGCUAAAUUUAAUGAUACAGAUGACGAGGAGACAGAUAGAGAUAAUGACACAUCUUCUGCUGUAGGGGAUCUGGAUGAGGUUCUGGUCUCAUUGACCUUGCAGCGUUCAUUGAAUGAUGUCAUCGAUGAUGUAAUGAUAAUGAACGGACUCCAUGUGCCGGUGGUUUCAGACCUAUUAUUAGAUGUAAACACGGCUGCUAAUGAUGUAUCUGUGUCAGAGGAUUUAAAAACAAUAUCCACAUCUAAUGUAAAGCUGAACCGACCACAAAGAUCUGAGAGAUUUCUUAAUUAUCAGGCUUUUAGUAAAAGAACAUUUUUGUCAGGGCGACAUUAA
Messenger RNA from Pelobates cultripes (western spadefoot toad), 2084 nucleotides. The record is from the annotation of a GenBank genome assembly. Lineage: Eukaryota; Metazoa; Chordata; Amphibia; Anura; Pelobatidae.